GACAACCCUCACCAGCAGCACCCAGAGACGAGCUGGGAGGAAGCAGCCCACUGCUGAGCUCUGGGUCAGGCACAUGAACUGGACUGAGUUUGGCACUGCAAGCCUGAGAGCAAAGCAGAGAACUCUUUGUGGGAAUGCCCCUUGCAGGGACUCCUGCUCCUGUUAAAAGGAAAAAGUCCACUAAACUCAUUGGGAAGCUGACACAAGAAGUCAUGCCACAAGAGGUAUCCAAGCUGAACUUGGGGAAGAAGAUCAGCAUCCCCAGAGAUGUGAUGUUAGAAGAACUUUCUCUCCUCAAUAACAAAGGAUCCAAGAUGUUCAAAUUACGUCAGCUGAGGGUGGAGAAGUUCAUUUAUGAGAAUAACCCUGAUGCCUUCACCGACAAUUCUAUGGAUCACUUUCAGAAGUUCAUCCCACCAGGAGGGCAUUACGGGGAAGAUGCUCAUGGCUAUGCCCAUGGGCGGAUGGUAGGAGGAGUGACAGCUGGACAGCAUGGCUCCGGUAUGCAGCAGCAUUCUGCUGGUCCUCAUGGGCCUGGAAGCAAAAGUGGCCCUGGGGACAAUGAAGGGCAACAUGUCGGGGAAUCAGCUGGAACUGGUGGAGAAGGAGGUGAUGGUACUGAGAAAGAUGCAAAGCCAGGAGGCAAAAAAAUCACUAUAUUUAAAACUUACAUCUCCCCUUGGGAACGAGCAAUGGGUAUCAGCCCUGAGGACAAAAGUCAGUUGACUAUUGACUUAUUGUCAUAUAGCCCCAAAGCCGAUUUCCCCCAUUACAAGUCUUUUAACCGGACUGCCAUGCCUUAUGGGGGUUUUGAGAAAGCAGCCAAACGGAUGACCUUCAAAGUGCCUCAGUUUGAUAUUGGCCCUUUGCUUCCAGAAUCUCUCAUGAUUUUUAAUCAAAAUUUCAGCAACAGACCCUCCUUCAACAGAACCCCAAUACCUUGGAUGCCUUCAGGAGACUCUGAGUACCAUACUGAGUUAAAUGUGCCAAGGAGUGGUGAAACAGAAGAGCUGUAAAUCCCCAUCUCUAAGGCCUUCCUUUCUUUCUCAGCCCUUCCUAUUUGCAAGUUGAUAGUAAGGAGCUGAAAAG
Messenger RNA from Chaetura pelagica (chimney swift), 1089 nucleotides. It is a transcript of the gene MYOZ1, whose product is annotated as myozenin 1. Lineage: Eukaryota; Metazoa; Chordata; Aves; Apodiformes; Apodidae. The record is from RefSeq and is a predicted model, not a curated record. Gene Ontology annotation, cellular component: actin cytoskeleton; Z disc. Gene Ontology annotation, molecular function: telethonin binding; actin binding; FATZ binding. The coding region runs from base 135 to 1016 and encodes 293 amino acids. The transcript is spliced from 6 exons.